This is a messenger RNA of Hypoxylon trugodes, 1644 nucleotides long. RefSeq names its product cytochrome P450. The transcript has 5 exons. NCBI's taxonomy places the organism in Eukaryota, Fungi, Ascomycota, Sordariomycetes, Xylariales, Hypoxylaceae. Gene Ontology annotation, molecular function: heme binding; iron ion binding; monooxygenase activity. The record is from RefSeq and is a predicted model, not a curated record. The coding region runs from base 1 to 1644 and encodes 547 amino acids.
AUGGCAAUAUCGACAACUGCUUUGGUCUUGGUAACAACGGUCCUGAUUCUUGUCUAUCGGUUGCGAAACAUCGGGCGGCGACCAAAGAAUUAUCCUCCAGGACCGCCAACAUUACCUUUGAUCGGAAAUAUACAUCAAAUACCCGCGAAAAAGUCGCACUUACAGUUCCAAAAAUGGGCUGAUGAAUACGGUCCAAUUUACUCGCUCAUCCUAGGGACUCGUACCAUCGUCGUUCUUUCUUCCGAUAAGACGGUCCAGGAUUUGCUCGACAAGCGAAGUAACAUCUAUUCCUCAAGGCCAGAGGCGUAUCUCGCGAGAACAAUUGACGGCGGACGGCGAAUAGUAUUGACGGAGUACGGAGACAAGUGGCGUGUGGGUCGUAAGGCCGUCCACAACAGUCUGCAUAUUAAGAAGUCGGAAUCAUAUGUUCCAUAUCAAGAUCUCGAGAGUAAAGCGAUGCUUCUCGGCCUCCUCGAUCAUCCCGAUCAAUUCUACGCCCAAAGCCGAAGAUACUCAAAUGCUCUCACGACGCAAAUAUUAUUUGGUUUCCGAACCACCUCAGUUGACGACCCGAAGUUUGUGCAGCUUUUCCAGGGGUUCGAGAAAUGGAGCAACCUCGGUGCUUCACGAACGGCCGCCUUGCUCGAUACAUAUCCUAUAUUUAGACAUCUACCGGAUGCUCUAUUACCAAUGAGAAGAUACGCGAAAGAGCUUCACAAAAAAGAAGCCCCGCUGUAUGGUGGACUCUAUGUAGAGGCCAAGAAGAAAAUCCAGGAAGGUAGAUCGAAGCCUUGUAUGUGUAUUGACCUAGUCAAAAUUCAAGAACAAGAAGGCUUCGACGAUCUCGCCGCCGGUUAUAUCUGUGCCGGGGUUCUCGAGGCUGGGUCGGAUACAACGUCAUCUACGUUGAUUGGUUUCAUCCAGGCUAUGCUCAUCUGGCCAGAAGUGGCUAAAAGCGCUCAAGCUGAAGUCGAUCGAGUCUGUGGGGACCGUAUCCCGGAUUUGAACGACCUUCCGGAUCUUCCAUACAUCCGUGGCUGUAUGAAGGAAGGUUUAAGGUGGAUGCCUGUCGUCAUUCUUGGCAUACCACACGCUGUUAUUUGCGAUGACGAAUAUAUGGGCUACAAAAUCCCGAAGGGUGCCGAAAUAAUAGGAAAUGCCUGGGCAAUUCAUAAUGAUCCGAAGCGGCAUCAUGAUCCUCGACGAUUCGAUCCGACUCGCUGGGCGGGUGAUGAUCAAAAUUCAAUGGAAUCUGCGAGUAACUUAGACGUAUCAAAGCGCGACCAUUUCGCAUUUGGUAACGGCCGUCGCAUUUGCCAGGGAAUACAUAUUGCGGACCGAUCCUUAUUCUUGGGAAUGUCACGAUUAGUUUGGGCUUUCGACUUUGAAAGGCCCAUCGAUGAGGCUACCGGAGAAGAAAUAAUCCCGGACGCAGGUGAUCUAUCUCCGGAUCCCGGACUACUGGUCCAACCCACACCAUUCAAAGCGGUUAUCAAGCCCAGGGACGUGGGGAAAGCCGGACGGGUCCGAGAAGAGUGGAGAAAGGUGACAGAAUAUCUUGAUGACGCCGGGCAAUGGAAAGCCGUACCGGGUGAAUCGAGCUGGAAAGGUUACGAACAGGCUGAAACUGUGGAGAAGAUGUGA